AUGGCACUGUCCACCGUCGGCAGGCGCGGAUUCGAGCGCCUGGACCGCAAUGUCAGGCAGAGCCGCGCUGCGCAUAAGGCGGUGUCUAAGGAGCAGCGGCAAGAGAUCAAGGAGGCCUUCGACAUUUUUGAUUCCGAACGCACUGGGAAGAUGGACUAUCAUGAGCUGAAGGCACAUUGA
Molecule: messenger RNA, 180 nt
Organism: Cladocopium goreaui
Lineage: Eukaryota; Dinophyceae; Suessiales; Symbiodiniaceae
Source: the annotation of a GenBank genome assembly